AUGGAGUACUUUGGAAAGAAAGCCCGGCAGAGCCGUGAGGCCAUAGCCACAGACACCACCCUUCAACGCACAGUGCGUUAUGGUGAAAAGGCUAUCCGUGCUGCUCCUUCAGUUGCGGGACAGUACCUCCUUGAAAAAGCCCCAAUUAUUCAAUGGCUUCCAAAGUACAAUCCAAGAUGGCUUCUGAACGAUACGCUGGCCGGAAUCACUGUCGGCGUACUGCUGAUUCCUCAGUCACUGGCAUACGCAAAGAUUGCCACCAUCCCUGGGGAGUUUGGCCUCAUGUCUAGUUGGCUACCCAACUUUCUCUACCUGGUCAUGGGAACCUCGAAAGACCUUUCGACCGGUCCGACGUCGCUCAUGGGUCUGUUGACAGCCGAGAUCAUCGCGGAUACCGUUCAAGACGGAUACACACCUCAGGCAAUUGCGUCCGCCGUCGCCAUGUCUGUUGGCAUAUACUCCAUGGCGCUCGGUUUGCUCAAGCUGGGCUUCCUGCUAGAGUUCAUCUCUGUGCCUGUCCUCAGCGGCUUCAUCUCGGCGGCAGCCAUUGUCAUCAUGCUUGGCCAGAUUCCGUCGCUGUUUGGAAUCAAAGUAGGCUCUGGCACAGCCAACAUCAUCCAUGACCUCUUUGCCAAAAUACCACAAUACGACGGCCCCACUUGUGGAGUUGGUCUGGGAGGUCUGUUGCUGCUCUACCUCAUGCAGAAGAUGGGUCAGCGCUGGGGAAAGAAGAACAAGGCCAUCUGGCUACUAGCGCUUGGUCGCAGUGCCAUUGUCCUCGUUCUCUUCGCCGGCAUCUCAUACGCCGUCAACAAGGACAUUGAUCUGGAGAAUGACGAUCCUGUCUGGGCACUCAGCAAGGUUCAGUCUGACGGCAUCGCGAAGCCCCGCAUGCCUGACUCGGCACUCAUCAGCAAAGUCUUUGCUCGGUCUAUUGCACCCUUCAUCGCUGCUGCGCUGGAGCAUCUUGCCAUUGCCAAGGCAUUUGGUCGAAAGAACGGCUAUGUGACGGAUGCUGCACAAGAGCUCGUCUACCUCGGCUUCACCAACUUCUUCAAUGCUUUCUUCUCAUCCAUGUCGGUUAGUGGCGCAAUGUCUCGCACAGCAGUCAACUCAGAGUCUGGUGUCAAGUCACCCACCUACGGCCUAGUCGCUGGUGGUGUGGUCAUCUUGAGUAUCUUCAAGCUUUCACCAGCACUGUACUGGAUUCCCAAAGCCACUCUCGCUGCCAUCAUCGUCACUGCAGUUUGGCACAUUGUCGUGCCUAUCCGAGUCUUCUACGGCUAUUGGCGCACCUCGCUAGUUGACUUUACCACGUCCAUGCUCGCUUUCUGGCUCACGCUGUUCGUGUCGUCUGAAGUCGGCAUCGGCACGGCGGUUGGCUUCAACAUUGUCUACCACCUCCUCUUCAUGGCCUUCCAUCGCAUCCGGCGCAUCAGAACCGUCGAGGUCGAGUCAAACCACCGGCCUGCCGGUGCACAUGCUGUGCCCCUCGACACCCAAGUCUUCAGCAUCAACCAGUCGAUGCUGUUCUACAACGCAUACCACAUCAAGAACCAGUGUCUUGACGACGUCCAAACCUACAACUCUGGUGAUGUGGCUACGCUCGAGGCCGCCCACGCAAACCGCAACUGGAGCGUUGCUGGCAAAGACCGAGCUGCGCGUCUGCGCUCCAAAGCAGACAUUCUGGAUGAGCCCGUGCAGAUCCGCAACGUCGUCCUCGACAUGCACGCCAUGCACAACAUCGACACCACGGGCCUUACAGCGCUCAAAGACCUCAAAGCAGACAUUGAAGCCUACGGCGGCAAAAACACCCAGCUAAGGCUUGUAGGUUUGAACGGGCGUGUGCGCGAGCGCUUUGGCCGCUUCGGAUGGCCCUUGCGCGACGCUAAUGACGGCAGCAGUGGUGGUGACAGGAAAGCCACACUUGUCUAUGAUUCACUCGAGGAAGCCGUGUUUAGGAGGGUGCGCACCCUAUCGAGCGAUGAGAUUACCGUCGAGCCCGUUGAAGUGCAUGUUGUGGGUGAUGAGAAGGAGAAGGUGUGA
Messenger RNA from Exserohilum turcica Et28A, 2046 nucleotides. RefSeq lists its product as uncharacterized. The coding region runs from base 1 to 2046 and encodes 681 amino acids. Gene Ontology annotation, biological process: transmembrane transport. The record is from RefSeq and is a predicted model, not a curated record. Gene Ontology annotation, cellular component: membrane. Lineage: Eukaryota; Fungi; Ascomycota; Dothideomycetes; Pleosporales; Pleosporaceae. Gene Ontology annotation, molecular function: sulfate transmembrane transporter activity. The transcript has 2 exons.